UUUUUUACCUUCCUAUCGGAAGGUUAUCCAUUCUUUAAUAACAUAUAUAUUUUCUGUUAUCGUAUUCACGCCAACGAUGAAAAUGAUUUUCAUGUUCGCGUUGGUGUCGGCGUUGGCCAUGUCCUCGGUGCUCGGACUUCCAUCCGGUCCGUCACCAAAACAGAUGACGUACGUAAAAGAAGACGAAACCGUAAUGCAAUCAGAAAAAACUGCGCAGAUCAUGGACAUAAACGACCGAUCGUCCAACUUGAAAUUCGUGAUAGCGAUCAAGAGCUCGACUAUUUGGGAGGAGAUCAAGAAACGGUCGCUGACGAUAAACUCGCCUUACGAGUUGGACGACACGAACGAUGAAAAAUCGCUKGAAAAACUGUCCGACCAAGAACUGGUGCAGCUCAAGAAAGCCUGUAACGAUGGGCUCAAGUGUGURUCCGUCGAUCAUCUGCUGGUGCUCGAACAGGUCAAAGUACAGCUCGGCGAUGGGAAAGUGUCAGUGCGGAUGGCCGUGACCAAGAUCACCCAGGUGCUCACACAGUACACUACCGAGUACUACGAGGACGUUUACCAGUACGAGGCGGUCAGUGUUUCCGACGACGAAUCCAAAGAGUACAAGUCGGUGACCACCAUAAUAGAAGACAACAAGGAACUGUGUCGGAUUGACCUCACUCCAACGAAAGAGAAAAGCCCUCCGAAAUAUGAUGAAGGUAGUGCUGUACCCACUGCCAUCGUUAAUAACAACAAUACCGUAAACUACAAUACGACAAAGUAUUACAACAUCAACAACGGCACAAUCAAUAGUGCCACCAUAAAUGUCAAACCGCAGUCGGGAGACACCGACGACAAACGGCCCACUAAUGGACGGGCCCAGAUCGACUCCACAAACCGUUCUCCGGACCAGCACGAUGUCAAUGCCGACCACCAAUCAAAAUCACUCAACAGUACGCCUGCCACCGGUGACAAAUCCAAUACCAAAGCUCCCAAAAACUACGCAGUGCAAAAACUAGACAGACAGAACCACGCACUGGACAGCGAGACCUCCGGCCAGCACUAUGAACCCGUCACGACCACCAGCCACCAUCCCGAAAACGAGCGUUCUACAGACGCUUACCGUAAACCCACCGAGCCUGUUACCGACAACAGAAUAGUUCUAAGCCGUUCAAAUGGAAAAGAUGCCACUAGACAAACCRUUGCCCAGAAGGUAGCCGAUGAUGGUGUCAAUAACAACACAAUAACACUGAAAAACAAUUCAAAUGAUGGGACAGGCGGUGGUAAUAACGAUUUUAACAGUGAUGUUGUCAGCACAGGUUCUCACAACAAAUAUAGCACAAAAAGAGGCAUGGUCGAAGAUGGCAUUUUAAACAACGGUUUAAUGAAAGCCAUGAACACUGACAAUAUUAACCUCAACAAAGGUACCAUUAAAAACGCUAAUACUGAUAAUGGUAUUAUCAACGUCGGAACGACCAACAACGGACCGGUUAAUUACGGUACAGCCCACAGUAACAACAACACAGGAACUAUGUUGGCCUCUGACMGUCACGACAUCAAUCAACAGAACCACGCAAUGGACAGCGGGACCUCCGGCCAGAACUACGAACCCGUCACGACCACCAGCUGUUACCCAGAGAGUACGCGCCCAGCAGACGACAAUCAGGCACCGACCGGCUACUCGGACAACGAAAAUAACAACAACAUGAGCUUUAAAAACGGAGUCGAAAACGGUCAGUCUGCAGACAAAACAAAAUUCAACCAUGACAUCGUGAGCGCGGGUUCGGACAACCUCGGGAUUGUGAAGAAAGGUUAUGUGGAGGACGGUGUACUCAACAACGGUAAUAUGGAGAUGCACAACAUCAACAACGGUACCAUCAACAAAGGCACGAUCUCCGAUAGUAAUGCUAAAAACGGUAUCAUAGCCGUUGGUACGGUCAACAACGGGCCGGCCAACUACGGCUCAGCCAACAACUACGCCGACAACGGAAAACAGACCGCAAUAAGUGACUAUGAAAUCCAACAAUAUUUAUCARAUAUCGAUAGUAUGUACUCGAAAAUCUUAGAACGCCUUGGCUGACUUUGUUGCUAAUUAUUCUAAAAAUCAGCACCUACCAAUAUAUUAAACAGUAUGUUCUAUAAUUUUGUUUAUAAUUCUAAUUCUAAUUCUAAUUUAUGUUUUAUGAUUUACCGAUUAGGUAUAAAAAUGCACGAGUUCGGAUUUUAGUAUGUUUUAGUGAUUUUCAUUUUUCCGUUAGUUUUAUAUUUUAUUUGCACUUCGUCAUAACAAUAUUUCGUGAUGCGUAUUGUAUUCGAUUAUCAUUGCCACUAAGUUAUUAUUGUUAUGCUUUAUCAAAAAAAUAAAAAUAAAAAUUAUACCUUUUGAUCAUGAAUAAUAUAUUUUUAUAAUACUGUAUUGUUAUUAACUAAUUGGUAAUGUCUUACAUUAUACAAUAAUAUAUAAACUAAUAAGUUGUAAUA
Molecule: messenger RNA, 2463 nt
Organism: Diuraphis noxia (Russian wheat aphid)
Lineage: Eukaryota; Metazoa; Arthropoda; Insecta; Hemiptera; Aphididae
Source: RefSeq, a predicted model, not a curated record